Molecule: messenger RNA, 1615 nt
Organism: Cyprinodon variegatus (sheepshead minnow)
Lineage: Eukaryota; Metazoa; Chordata; Actinopteri; Cyprinodontiformes; Cyprinodontidae
Gene: ddx4
Product: DEAD-box helicase 4
Exons: 17
Coding region: 203-1615 (470 amino acids)
Biological process (GO): cell differentiation; gamete generation
Cellular component (GO): P granule; nucleus
Molecular function (GO): RNA helicase activity; ATP binding; RNA binding
Source: RefSeq, a predicted model, not a curated record
AGAGGGACAGCUUCAAACCUGGCAACCCUGCCGCCCUUUACCGCAGGUGGUGAGCGCGCGCUGCCGCAGAGAGACAGACAGGAGGAGGAGCAGCGACCUGCAGGAGAGGCUCCAAGAAGCGAAAGCAGUCAUUCACACAGGCUCCCCUCAUCUACAGAGACCCAGCGCCAAACAGGAAGUACAUUUCAAACUUUCCCAUAACAUGGACGACUGGGAAGAAGCGGAAACGACCGUCGGCGUGUCAAGCUCCGCCCCUAGCAACGGUUCGUGGAACGGAGGUUCAUUGAACGGCGAACACAGCGACUCCGGAAGAGGUCGUGGCGGGCGAGGAAGAGGCUUCAGGAACUCGUUCAGCUCAGACGGAUCCGGCUGGAGCCGUAAAGCCGACGGCGAGAGGGAAGGCUUCAAAGGAAGAGGCUUCGGCAGGAGCUUCUCCGAUAAUUCUCCUGGAGACGCUGAUGGAUCCCAGGAAAACGGGUUCAGAGGGCGAGGAAGAGGAGGAAGAGGCGGCUUCAGACAAGAUGGCGGACGAGGAAGAAGAGGAGGAGGACGAGGCGGCUUCGGUGGAGGCUACCGCGGGGAAGACGAUGAGGUCAUCAGUCGAGGAGAAGACAAAGAUCCAGAGAAGAAAGAGGACGCUGAUGGCGACAAACCCAAAGUGACGUACAUCCCUCCCUCCCUUCCCGAGGACGAGGAGUCGAUCUUCGCCCACUACGAGAGCGGCAUCAACUUCAACAAGUACGACGACAUCCUGGUGGAAAUCAGCGGCAGCGACUCGCCCGCAGCGUUCAUGAGCUUCGAUGAGGCCAACCUGUGCGAGACCCUUCGGAAGAACAUCAGCAAGUCUGGGUACGUGAAGCCGACGCCGGUGCAGAAGCACAGCAUCCCCAUCAUCGCCGCCGGCAGAGACCUGAUGGCCUGCGCCCAGACGGGCUCCGGGAAGACGGCCGCCUUCCUGCUGCCCAUCCUGCAGCAGCUGAUGGCGGACGGCGUGGCGGCCAGCCACUUCAGCGAGACGCAGGAACCAGAGGUCAUCAUUGUGGCGCCCACCAGAGAGCUCAUCAACCAGAUCUACCUGGAGGCCCGGAAAUUUGCCUAUGGGACUUGCGUGCGACCCGUGGUGGUCUACGGCGGCGUCAGCACCGGCUACCAGAUCAAGGACAUCAUCAGGGGCUGUAACGUCCUGUGCGGGACGCCGGGACGCCUGCUGGACAUGAUCGGGAGAGGAAAGGUCGGGCUGACCAAGGUCCGCUACCUGGUUCUGGACGAGGCCGACCGGAUGCUGGACAUGGGCUUCGAGCCGGAAAUGCGUCGCCUGGUGGGUUCGCCUGGGAUGCCGGCCAAGGAGCAAAGGCAGACGCUGAUGUUCAGCGCCACCUUCCCAGAGGACAUCCAGAGGCUGGCCGCCGACUUCCUGAGGACAGACUACCUCUUUCUGGCCGUGGGGAUCGUGGGCGGAGCCUGCAGCGACGUGGAGCAGACGAUAAUUGAAGUGGACAAGUUCGCCAAGAGGGAGCGGCUGCUGGAUCUGCUGCGAGCUACCGGUACCGCCCCCUUCCCGAUGCUGAAUCUUUUCUCCGUCCGCUACGACUCACUCCCAGUAUUACCAGUAUAA